Diorhabda carinulata is the source of this 3418-nucleotide messenger RNA. RefSeq names its product rhomboid-related protein 2. Gene Ontology annotation, molecular function: serine-type endopeptidase activity; calcium ion binding. Gene Ontology annotation, cellular component: membrane. The record is from RefSeq and is a predicted model, not a curated record. The coding region runs from base 293 to 1357 and encodes 354 amino acids. Lineage: Eukaryota; Metazoa; Arthropoda; Insecta; Coleoptera; Chrysomelidae. The transcript has 5 exons.
GUCACAGUAUUUGAUGCCACGACAUGAAUGUCACCGUCCUAACGAGCCUUUACUAAUAAAUACACUUAGUGUACUUAAUCUAAAAUUAUUUGUUAUCUAUUAUUCUGUGGUUAUUAGGAAUUACAAAAAUAGGUUAUAAAUUAGUUUAUAACAAUUAUUUGAAAAAGUAAUUUUUGUUGUCUUAUCUUUUUGAUAAAUUCAUAAGAAUGCUCAUUUGUUGACUAUUUUAUAAGUAAAUUUGUGGAUAACUUUAACGAUAAGCGCAAACUUAGUAUUAUAAAAGUAUAAAACAAUGGGAGAAAAUAUAGAGUUUCCCUUAAAACCCAAGGAAUAUUACAAAUCAAUUUUCAACAAGUAUGAUAGAGACAGGGAUGGUUUAAUCGGUGUAAGGGAGUUAACUGAUCUCAUAGAAAGUAGGGAAUAUGAAGAAGACAUUCCUAAACAUUGUGUUAAAAAAAUUUUAACUAUGCAUGAUCGCAAUGAUGAUAGAAAAUUGGAUUUCGAAGAAUUCUAUGAAAUGAUUCAUAAUCCUAAUCUAAGUUACAUAUUUGGACACUAUGUACAAAGAUACAUUAAUUGGGUAGUUCCCAAAAGACAUUACACCAGACCUGAUGCCACCGAUGGUAUUUAUGAAGAAGAAUAUUCCUGUUAUCCUCCAGCUGUUGGAAUGAUCAUAUUAUCCUUAAUAGAAAUAAUAUUUUUUUGUGUUGAUGAAGCUACUGAAUAUGAUUCUACAAAAUAUGCGACUGGUCCGUGUGCAACGAUAUUUAUUUACGAACCAUCUAGGAGAAGAGAAGUUUGGAGAUACAUAACUUAUAUGUUUGUUCAUGUAGGUGUGUUUCAUUUGGUAAUAAAUCUCUUUGUACAAAUACUUCUUGGAAUACCUUUAGAAAUGGUGCACAAAUGGUGGAGGGUGCUCAUUGUUUACCUAGCAGGAGUUGUAGCGGGUUCAUUGGGCACUUCUAUAAUGGAUCCUACAGUUAAAUUAGCUGGUGCCAGUGGAGGAGUAUAUUCACUUGUUACAGCUCAUAUCGCUUCUAUUAUUAUGAAUUGGAAAGAAAUGUCGUUCCCCAUCGCCCAGUUUCUCAUUUUCGUUUUAUUAGCCGCAUCAGAUAUAGGUACAUCGAUAUAUAAUCGAUACGUAUUAGAUAUCAACGAACAUAUCGGAUACGCCGCUCAUUUUGCCGGAGCCCUAGCGGGAUUAUUAGUGGGAAUCAACGUUUUGAGGAACCUUAAAGUAACUAGAACUGAAAGGAUCAUAUGGUGGAUUUCUAUACUGACAUAUGGUGUUCUAAUGGGAACUUGUAUCAUUUGGAAUUUGGCGUGGAAGAGUUAUUUUCCAAAGGAAAAGUAUUAAUAUGAGUAAAGCACAUUAUCCACUCAUGUUUAACUGCUAAAUUAUUUGGUGCACUUCCAUUUCAGUUCUUUAUAUCUUUGUACCAUUUGAUGGUAUUUAUAGUAUUCGGAUCCCAUUAACUUUUGAGUUAGAGCUAAAAUUUUCAUCCAGAGACGUGUCUAAAUAUUCAGUUUAAGGUUUUCUCUUUGUUCUUAUGACUCUGGUUGUACAUAUGUUGAUCAAUCUUUGCGUUUUCAAGAUAUUGAUUCUUUUCUUCUCUCCAGUCACGAACCCAGGAAAGUGCCACGCAACAUUUCAUUACCACUUUCUUUUUGAUACUAUUAUUUUCAAUUUGAUUUUUCGGUAGUUUUCUUACUAUAUACACAUAGUAAAACGCUUUUUGAAGAUCUAUGGAUACUAUUUCUCCUUUUUUUAUAUUCUUGAGUCUUUUGGUAGUUUCCAUACAUAUGGACCAAAUAAAAUGCUUUUUCAAGGUCUAUGGAUACUAUUUCUCCUUUAUUUUUUAUAUUGGUAGUAAAGUAAGUAAGGGACCAAGUAAAACGCCUUUUCGAGAUCUGUGGAUACUGUUUUUACUUUUUUCCAAUAUUCUUUAGUGUUUUGACAGGUCUAUACUUUAUGGACCCAUUAAAAUGCCUUUUCAAGAUCUAUAGAUAUUGUUUCUCAUUUUUUUGUAUAUUCUUCGAUCUUUCGGCAGUUUCCAUAUUACAUGGACCUAGUAAAACACUUUUUCAAGAUCUGUAAAUAUUAUUUCUCAUUUUUUUAUGCAUUCUGCGAUCUUUCGGGUUUUGAUAACAAAGUUAUCGUCUUCAAAGACUGAAAGUGUUCGGUAUGAAUUCCAGUUUUCUUAAUUGUUGGACACAUCAGUGGAUAAUGUUUUUUAGUAUUUGAUUUCAUUGAAUAUCAUCGAGAUUAUUUACACUUGUUUUUAUUGACACCUUAUAUAUUUUAUUAUUCAGUAUUUGUUUAUUAUUUUGGUUGAAAAAUCGUAUUAUUUAUAGUUUAAUUUAAGUUGUUAACGUCAAUCGAGAUUUUUUAGAACUUUUUUUUAAAUUCUAUAACAAAUAAUACCUAGGUAAGGUAUAGGCAGCUAGUUACAUUUAUUAGACAAAAUUAAAACUAAAGUUGCAGAUUUUUUUUCAAAUUUCGUUCGUUCGAUGAGCUGUAUUGUUACUAAUUCGUCCACGACACAGACCGUGAAGUCGGUCCUGUUCGAUUAUGUUAAUAUAAUCGCACUGGGUACAAAUUUCCAAGAACGGUUAUGAAGCAGCAAACUUUUGAAUUGUUUUUAUACAUAUAUACACCAUGUUACGACCGUUUUAAUAGAAUUAAUUUUUAGGAAAACUCAUUAACUCGAAUAUGUUUUUACCUCAAAUUUGUUUGUGAAAUUGAAUUUUAUUUUUAUUUCCACGUCUUGACUCGACUAUAAAAAAUCUCGAAUAACAGUAUUUUAGUUAUAACUAUUUUUAUUAUAUUUUUUUAAAUAUUUAUUACCGAAACUGUAUCAAAAUUGUUGUGAAUUUAUAAUUUGAGUCUUGAGUUGAUACUCAUCAAAAACAAAUCAGUGAAAAUCAAAAUUUCAAUCGAUUUAUCAAAUUGGUACUUUAUUGUUAUUUUUAAGUAAAUUAGGUAUACCACAAGUUUUUGGUUAUCGUUUAUCGGUGUCUGAAGAUGAUAAUUUGAGUAUAGAAACGCUCGAUAGUACAUCACAGCUUAAUCGUGUUAAUUAUUAAAAUUAUUUUGACAUUUGAAAUUAAGUUUUUGAAUUUUCAGUUUAAAAUUUGUGCUAAAACACGUAUUGCCAAUAUGGCGGUGCUCUGACGUCAAUACAUAGUAAACAAGUAAACAGUUAAUGGCAUUCUUUAGUGUUUGUUUUUUUUUAUUAUAUAAUGUCUUUUAAAAGUUAUAUUUAGUUUAUACUACCUUGAUAAUACCUGAAAAAUUAUAGAAGUGAUGAAUUUGAGAUUUACAACAACGGAAAUAUAAAAUUUUUAUUUUUGUAAAUUCCUAUAUACAUUAUUUGUACUUAAAUAUUAUAAAUAAAUUAUACAAAUUUCAUAUUCA